Oryzias latipes (Japanese medaka) is the source of this 3075-nucleotide messenger RNA. The record is from RefSeq and is a predicted model, not a curated record. Lineage: Eukaryota; Metazoa; Chordata; Actinopteri; Beloniformes; Adrianichthyidae.
UAGUUUUGAAAAUUUUGAUUGCUAAGUCUACUGUUUGUCGAUUAAUGGUGUGGAAAUUUGCAGCAGCAACAGGAGAUUAUAUUUCUCAACUGAGCGCUUCAAAGCAAAACCCGAUCCGAUGAUGUUACGUAACACUCGGUGACAUAACACUCCAGGCUAGGCCGGUCCGCCGAGGGGGGGUUAGUCGUGCUGUGGCAACGGCCAGCCGGUCCAGCUGCACUCUCUGCGCUGUUGCCACGCGGGAGUCACUUCACAUCCACACCUGCGGCGGUUUGGCCUCCUGUGGGCCGAGAGAGAGAAGGGGGUUCAGGAGGAGAUGAAGGCCGAGCUCCGGGACCCGUAAGAACCGAGGCGAGAUGGCAAUGCACGUUUUCAAAUGUCUGCGCCGGCCAGGGCGCUAGAACAGCGGCCAACAGUGUUGGUGAGAGGGUGAGUGUGUAGCCAUCCAGUGUUUUGACCAGAGAGUUAUGGAAUAUGAGGAUGCAGAACUGACUCCCACUGACGCCCCCAGCAAAAAAGGAGGCUGUUUGUCCAAGAAGACCCAUUUGACCCAGAUUGAAGUUAUCCCGUGCAAGAUUUGUGGUGAUAAGUCUUCUGGAGUCCAUUAUGGAGUCAUCACCUGUGAAGGCUGCAAGGGAUUUUUCCGGCGCAGUCAAAUGCCCACUGUGUCGUAUUCCUGCUCCAGACAAAGUAACUGCCAGAUCGAUCGGGCCAGCCGCAACCGCUGCCAGCACUGCCGCCUGCAGAAGUGUUUGGCGCAAGGCAUGAGCAGAGACGCGGUGAAGUUUGGGCGGAUGUCCAAGCGGCAGCGGGACUCUCUGAUCGCAGAGGUGGAGAGGCACCGACAGCAGCAAAGGCAGCAGCAGCAGCUUCAGGGAGACAACCAGGCUGUGCUGUCCUACCCCACCAAGAACCGUCAGGACCGCUCCCCGCAGCUUCUCCAGCCCAUAGGCACGGCCUACCCCUACGCUGGAGACCCGGACCUGCUGCCCUACGCCUCUGACGUCCACCCUUACCUCGUGUGCUCUCCCAGCGACUCCCAGGUUUCUGGAAUGAUCUACCGAAGCAGCGACGUAUCUCCUAUAUCAAGAUCACAUGAGAGGGGGAACAACAGCGGACACUCUGAUGUUAGAGGAUUUGACUCCAGACAUCAAUGCCAUGAUCUGAUGGCUAUUCAUUGCUACAACGCUCCAGAGGAUACUUAUGCUUUCUACCCUCAUUCUGUGCGAAACAUCGAGGAUCUGUGUGCCAGCAUUGUGCGUUCCCACAGAGAGACCAGCCAGCACAGACUGGAGGAGCUGCAAGCUCUCCGAUGGAAGCUGUUCAGCAGGGAGGAGAUCCAAGCAUACCAGAGCAAGUCUGUGGAUGAAAUGUGGCAGCACUGUGCCAUACGGCUCACUGACGCUGUGCAGUACGUGGUGGAGUUUGCAAAGCACAUCCCAGGCUUCCGUAUGCUGAGCCAGAACGACCAAAUCGCUCUCUUGAAGACAGGCUCCCUGGAGGUGGUUCUGGUCAGGAUGAGUCGCUUCUUUAACACAGAGAACAACACUGUGUUCUUUGAUGGGAAGUUUGCUGGAUCUGAAGUCUUCAAAUCCUUGGGCUGUGGAGAUUUGAUCGAGGCUGUGUUUGACUUCGCUUAUGGCAUGUGUGCUUUAAAGCUCACCGAACAGCAGAUUGCCCUUUUCAGCGCACUGGUGCUGAUCAAUGCAGACCGCCCAUGCCUGGAGGACAGAGGCAGAGUUCAACGUGUGCAAAGAAGUGUGGAGCUGGGACUCACACACAUUUUACACAGAGACAACCAGGAAAAUCUGAUGCACAAGCUGUACCAGAGGAUGGCGGUGUUGCGCUCGCUGUGCAGUCUGCACAUGGAGAAGCUGCACUGGUUCAGUCAGCGGUAUCCCCUCACGGCUCACUCUCUGUUUCCUCCACUCUACAAGGAGCUGUUUGUAUCAGAGGCAGAGCUGCUGCCUGUGACCCCACAUUGAUCCCCCGCAGACAACAACAAUCGCAAGCACACAAGAGUGCAGGCGUGUCGUAACUCUCAACUUUCCAGCUAAAUCUAUUUUUCUAAUGAAGAAAGAUACAUUUAAAAAAAGCACAGCAAUCCAAAUAUAUAUUUUAGUUGAUUAUGUCAAGCAGAAAUAUUUUGAUAGCUAGGACAUGAUUAUUUCAGGGAAACAGCCAUUUUGAUGUUUUGUGAGGAUGCAUUUUUAUCUCAGGAUGUAUUUUUGUGAUUCUGUUGGUCGUAGCUGUCGCCUAUCUCGGGGAUUUCGUACACAGCUAUUCAAAGAAGCAGGAUGAAGGUCAGCAACAGUUGAGAUUUUGCAGUUACUGCCCCAAAAGUCCAAAAAUGUUGACUGAAAAAAACAUUUUUAUUUUUGUGACAAUCUGGGGGAAAAAAGAAGCAAACCGAGUUUCAUACUGUUUGUGGUAAAAAAAUAAAUCAAUAAAGUUAGUGCAUUGCAACGGACGCUAAAAACUGAUUUCAAACAACAGAUUUUCUCAGUUUUCUCCUCAUUCAUUCAUACUAAUUACAGCUGCAUUUUAACACGAAUAUCUUGUGCUUUGUUUCUUCUUAAGAAGCAUCUUUCUCAGCUGAUUUCCAUUAAAUGUGCAUCAACGUUUGGCAGCAGCAUUGCAAUAAACACAACACAAAUCUAACCUCAGUAAACUUCAGGGACGAAGGCUUUAGUGGCAGCAAACAUGCUUCUUUGUUUCUGUGUCUUUGGAGGCGUCUUUUUCUCCUGGCUGGUGUCACAGACCGCGCAAAAAGAUUCCCGUGAGAUGCAAAACUACUCAAAUAUUCCCUUUUUUAUGUACUUUUCUCCAUCAAAUGUAGGCGCUUUGUUGAUUUCUCAUGCUGAAAUACUGUCGAUUUCUUUUCCUUUCUGUUUUUUUUUUUUGCCUCCAACUGUUCUGUUUUGGUUUUACUUGCAUAUCAUUGAGUGAAAUUGAAGAAAGCUGAGGUUUUCAGCAUUAAAUACUGUCUGUCUUAAUUUAGUUAACUCUGUGACUUGAACAAACUAUCUCAAUUCUUUGUUUUACUCUUGAAUAAAGGCUGUGACGCCAAACAAA